AUGAACAUGAUGAGGAUACGACAUAUCAUCGCUAUGCGAAAAGCCCUCAAAGCUGAUCCACUGUUGCCACCUAUUUCUAAAAGUUGUAAAAAUCCAUCUGAUUAUAGGUCACACAAUGUAAAGGCACCCGCAAAAGAUGUUCUUGGAAUCAGUUUACACAUCAGUGAUCUAAAGAUUGAGUUAUUCAAAUACAAUGAAAUAAUUUGUUUGAUAUCUGUGAAUGAAGAAGGUUCAGAAAACUCUUGGAAGCUUGUAACAACAACGGAUGUUAUGGUCAAAAAAGAUGACAUUUUCAUUCCUAAUGCAUUUACUGUAGAAUACACUUUUAAACGAGAUCAAAAUCUGAAAAUUGAAAUCUAUGACUAUUCCGAACAUGAAUUAAUUAUUGUUGGAAUGACCACUUUAUUUCUUACAGAAAUACUUACUUCUUCACCAGGUUUUUCUAAAAAUUUAAUCAAAAAUGAAAGCAAUGAAAUCAUUGGCAUUGUUUCAAUAUCGUAUAAGACAGAAACAAAAGAACAGCCAAUACUUUUUCAGUUUCAUGGCAAGAACUUUCCCAAGAAAGGUUUGGAAAACACGCAGAUUUAUUUUCAAAUGUUUGGAAUUGGAGAAAAUGAUGAGCGCACUUUAUUGUAUGAGAGCGAAUGCCAAUAUUAUUCAUCUAAGCUUCAAUGGAAACCAUUUCAGUUGAUGAAGGAUGAGUUUAACUGCUUUAAAAAUAGGAGUUUCGAGAUAGCGUGUUACUCACAAGAUGAACAUGAAAAAUGUUUAUUAAUCGGACAAGUCAGUGCUACUUACAAUGAACUGUUGAGUAUUGUUGAAGGACGCAAUACCUUUCCUAUCAGAUUUGGUAAAGGUAUGAAGAAAAUAAAUGGUACAAUUGAAAAAGUAAAAUGCAACGAGAUGGCAGUGUAUUCUUUUUUGGAUUACAUUACUUCUGGUGAAGCUAAAAAAUAUUGUAGGUAUUACCUAGCACUGGCUAUUGCAGUGGAUUUCUCAAAAUCAAACCCAAAACAUUCGUAUGAAACAUUUGCACAUGAUGUUGAAUGGGUCAUUCGAACACUUUGCUUACCAUUUCGACGUCAUAAUUUCCCUCAAAUUUACACAGCUUUUGGCUUUGGUGCACGAAUCCCUCCACAUUUUCGAGAGUCUCAACAAUUCUGUCUUAAUUUAGAAACUGAUCCAAAUUGUCAGGGAUCAGACGGUUUAAUUGAUGCAUUCCGUAAAGCGAAUGCUCAAGUGCAAUCCAGUUCCACUGCUCACUUUGCACAUAUCAUUUAUCACCUCGCAAAGUUAGCUAGCAAUGUACAUCGACGUGAAGAUCACUUUCCAUGUCCAUACUUUGUGCUAGCUAUAAUUAGCAAAGGCAAAAUCGGUGAUAUUCGAGAAACCAUACAGGCGACGAUAUUUGCAUCUAAAACACCACUAUCUUUGAUAUUCAUUGCUACAGAGGAUGACUGCGAUGAGAUGGAACGUCUCGGCCUCUCUGCCGGUCGCCUUUCAUUUCAAAAUCGCCGAGCGGAACGGGAUAUGUUGCAGUUUGUACCAAUUUCAAAAAUUCGCAACAAAUUAUCGCAGAAAGUUGAUUCCGAGCAAUUAUUUCUGGAACGAGCCUUACGAUAUGUUCCAAAACAGAUGAUAAAUUGGCUAAUGAAAAACAAUCGUAUUCCGCAAGACUUCAAACAUUAUCAUUUAUCACAGCUGAGUUCAAGUGUAAGUUCACAGCUAAGAUUCACAGAACAAAAUGAGGAGGAAGCGAAAGCGAAAUUAGAUGAUUGCUUUGAUAAAGGACAAUCAUCUGAUGCUUUGGAUAACAAGUAUCCUGUAAGCACGUCUGAUGACUCUAGCACUGAAAAAGAACAAGUAUACACUGCAUAUAUUUACUGAGA
Thelazia callipaeda (thelaziosis nematode) is the source of this 1889-nucleotide messenger RNA. The record is from the annotation of a GenBank genome assembly. NCBI's taxonomy places the organism in Eukaryota, Metazoa, Nematoda, Chromadorea, Rhabditida, Thelaziidae.